CGUAAGUCAAAUAGGUCAGUUUAAUUUUACAGUAUCACUCUAAAUUUUAAAAAGAUUCGUCGAGCAGUAAGGUAAAUUAAUGGCAGAAAACGUAACUAGCGUUCGCUCUGUGGAAGUUUUGGUAGCCAAACCGUAUAAAUGAGAGAAAUCAUGAAUAAUUUAGAACAAAUAAUUUCGAAAUUAACGUUAAUACAGCGCCUGUCUUCGAAAAUUUUGAACAUGUCCGUGAUAAAUCGGAAACGACACCGGCCGACUUAUCUGCAAGUUGCGCCUCCAAUCAAGCCCGUUAAAGGAAAAUUCACAGUUACUAUGUUACCAGGUGUAGCAACUGGCCCGCAAAUGAUGGAAUACAUCCAAGAAGUUUACAAAGCCGUUAACGCGCCUAUAAUCUUCGAAAGGAUAGACGACAUGAAAGCGACCGAUAAAAUUCUAGCUUCUAUUCGAAAAAACCGAGUCGCCAUUAAAGGUCACAUUCCGGAAAUACCCGAAACUGCAUCUAACAUAACAUUGCGCAGUAACCUGAACAUGUAUGUAUACAAAGUUCAUAUUGUAAGCUACCCGAACGUGAGAAGUAGGAUUCAAAAUAUGGAUAUAAUAGUAUUUAGACAGAACAUAGAAGGGGAAUAUUCGCUUUUGGAGCACACCCCUAAGCCAGGAAUAGUGGAAGGUUUGAAAAUAAUAUCGAGGAAAACGACGAGGAAAUUCGCCCAAUGGGCGUACGGCGUGGCGAGGAGAGAAAAGAGGAAGAAAGUAUCGAUUGUGCACAAAGCGAAUAUAAUGAAGCUAACGGACGGGCUUUUCAUGGAGACCAUCGAGGAAAUCGGCAGGGAUUAUCCGGAGAUAAAAACGGAGAAAGUUAUAAUCGACGAUUGCUCUCACAAAGCGGUGAGAGUGCCGCACUCGUUCGACGUUAUCAUAACGCCAAAUUUGUACGGGAACAUCUUGAUUAGCAUAUUUUGCGGCCUGAUCGGCGGUCACGGGCUCAUAUCUGGGCAAAAUUUCAGCGACGAAUGCGGCAUUUUCGAGGUGGGACUGCGCCACUUGGCGUUUGAAGACGAAAUGUAUGUCAAUCCAGUGGCAAUAAUCAACGCCGGUGCCAAUUUAUUGUUAUUUUUGAAGCAAGAUUAUUUGGCCAAGAUCAUAUUUAAAGCCGUCUAUUUGACGCUGGUAGAAGAUAAAUGCCACACUCCUGACUUAGGCGGGAAAGCGACCAGCAGUGAAGUCGUAGAAAGAGUUAUAUGUCGACUCAAAGAGCUAGCAGCGCGUUCUCAAUGCGCGGGAUAACAAUGAAGAAAGAUAUUAUAAAUUAAAAAUGUUAUAAGGAUUAUAAUUGUUACGGCUAACGUGGAAAAUUACAUAACAAAUGCAUGGUUGUUAUGAAGGAAUUAGCUUUUUCUAUCACUAGCUAACUGACCCUAAUCUAGCCGACCGUUAUUCUAUUAGAAAGAGCUAAUUUCUUAGUUUCUCACUAACUUAGUAUCCAUUUUAGCCCAGCAAAAUAAAUAUACCAAUAUCG
This is a messenger RNA of Phyllotreta striolata, 1516 nucleotides long. The record is from the annotation of a GenBank genome assembly. NCBI's taxonomy places the organism in Eukaryota, Metazoa, Arthropoda, Insecta, Coleoptera, Chrysomelidae.